This is a messenger RNA of Carassius auratus (goldfish), 5113 nucleotides long. RefSeq names its product NLR family CARD domain-containing protein 3-like. The coding region runs from base 59 to 2860 and encodes 933 amino acids. The record is from RefSeq and is a predicted model, not a curated record. NCBI's taxonomy places the organism in Eukaryota, Metazoa, Chordata, Actinopteri, Cypriniformes, Cyprinidae. The transcript has 6 exons. Gene Ontology annotation, molecular function: protein binding.
GAAGAAAAGAUCAAAAUCUCCAGAACUCAGCGGUGUCUCUGUGAAUAGCACAAGAUCCAUGAAUUUUCCCUUUUCAUUCAAUGAUGGAACAGUGACUUCUGCUCCACAGAUUGAGGAGAUAGAUGAUAAAAUUGCAUCCUACGAUCAGACCCACAUCAAGCAGAAAAGAACUGAAGCAGUCCUGCAGAGAGUCAAAGACCAGCACAAAACCAGCAUGAAGAACAAGUUUGGCUUCUUAUUUGAAGGAAACAAACUACAAGGAAAUGAAACCCUCUUGAACAGGAUCUACACACAGCUCUACAUCAUAGAAGGAGAGAGAGAAGGAGUGAAUGAAGAACAUGAGGUUUUACAGAUGGAGAAAUCAUCAGGAGCACAACACUCACAACAAAAUCCAAUAAACUGUAAUAACAUCUUCAAAGCCUUAUCUAAACCAGGAUAUGAGGAGAAAGACAAAAUCAAGACUGUUCUUACUAAAGGCAUCGCUGGAAUUGGAAAAACUGUCUCUGUGCAGAAGUUCAUUCUAGACUGGGCAGAGGGAGAAGCCAAUCAGGAUGUGGAUUUCAUGUUUGUGUUUCCAUUUCGAGAGCUGAACUUGAUUCAAGAUUGUCAGUACAGUCAUCACAGACUUCUGCUGGACUUCCAUCCUGAGCAUCAAGUUCAGGACUUAAAGAUUUAUGAGGAGUGUAAAGUUAUGUUGAUUCUAGAUGGUCUGGAUGAAAGCAGAAUGUCACUGUUUUCAGACGAUGAGAAAGUUUGUGAUGUGAAUGAGUCUUCAUCAGUGGCUGUGUUGAUGUCAAACCUCAUCAGAGGAGAUCUGCUUCCCUCUGCUCUCAUCUGGAUCACCUCUAGACCAGCAGCUUCGAAUCAGAUCCCCUCCAAAUACAUCAACCGUGUGACAGAAAUUCAAGGUUUCAAUGACCCUCAGAAAGAGGAAUAUUUUAGGAAGAGAAUCAGUGAUAAUCUUCAAGCCAGCAGAAUCAUCACAUACAUCAGAAGAGCAAGAAGCCUCCACAUCAUGUGCCACAUCCCCGUCUUCUGCUGGAUCUCAUCCACUGUGAUUGAGAAGCUCCUGAAAGAAGAUCUGCGUGCAGAAAUCCCUCAAACUUUUACUGAAAUGUACAUCCACUUUCUGCUGAUUCAGAUGAGUAAGUAUGAAGAGAGAGAAACUCAGAAACUCAAAAAGACCAAAAGAGAAGUGAUUGUGAAACUUGCUGAAGUGGCUUUCAAGCAGCUGAUGAAGGGCAAUGUGAUGCUCUAUGAGGAAGACCUGAGAGAGAGCGACUUAGACAUUACUGAAGCCUCAGUGUAUUGUGGUUUCUGUACUGAGAUCUUUAAGGAAGAAUCAGUGAUUCAUCAGAGGAAGGUCUACUGCUUCAUUCAUCUGAGCGUUCAGGAGUUUCUCGCUGCUUUCUAUGUGUUUAACUGCUAUUUAAGCAGCACCAUGGAAGCCCUUAAGAACUUUGAUCCAAUGUACAAUUUGCAUAAAGGUGCAGUAGAUAAAGCCUUAGAAAGUAAAAAUGGACAUCUGGAUCUGUUCCUACGGUUCCUGCUGGGCAUCUCACUGGAGUCCAAUCAGAGACUCUUACAGGAUCUACUGACAAACACAGAGAACAGCUCAGAGAGCAUCAGGAGAACCACACAGUAUAUUAAAGAAAAGAUCAAAGAUGAACAUGGACUCUUCACUGAAAGAUCUAUCAAUCUGUUCCUCUGUCUGCUGGAAGUCAAAGAUCAGACUCUGUCCACAGAAAUUCAGGAGUUUGUGAAAUCAGAGAAACACAAAGAAAAAAAACUCUCUCCAUCUCACUGCUCAGCAAUCGCCUACAUGCUUCAGAUAUCAGAGGAGGUGCUAGAUGAGCUGGAUCUCAAGAAAUACAACACAUCAGAUGAGGGCAGAAGAAGACUGAUACCAGCUGUGAUCAACUGCAGAAAAGCUCUUCUUGCUGGCUGUAAUCUCACUGGUCAAUCCUAUGAAAUUGUGUCAUCAGCUUUACAAUCCUCAAACUCUGUCCUGAGAGAGCUGGACCUGAGUAACAAUGACCUGCAGGAUUCAGGAGUGAAGCUACUCUCUGAUGGGCUGAAGAGUCCAAAAUGUCAGCUGAACAUUUUAAGGUUGUCUGGCUGUAUGGUGACAGAGGAAGGCUGUCAUUAUCUGUCUUCAGCUCUGAGUUUAAACCCCUCACACCUGAGAGAGCUGGAGCUGAGCUACAAUCACCCAGGACAAGCAGGAGUCCAGCUGCUUUCCGACAAACUGAAGGAUCCAAACUGCUCACUAAAAAUACUCAAUUUGGACCAUGGAGAGCCUUUCAGGAUCCGACCAGGUCUACAGAAAUAUUUCUGUGAUCUCACACUGGAUCCAAACACAGCAAACACUCAACUCAUUCUGUCUGAGAACGGAGAGGUGAAAUAUGUGGAACAGCCGCAGUCGUAUCCUGAUCAUCCAGAGAGAUUUAAAGAUAUUCCUCAGGUUCUGUGUCGAGAGAGUCUGACUGGACGUCAUUACUGGGAGGUUGAGCGGACUGGCUGGGCUCGUAUAGCAGUGGCCCACAAAACAAUCAGCAGAGAAGGGACUGUUGGAUACAAUAACAAGUCCUGGUGUCUCUUCUGCAUUAGUGAUGGAUUUGUUGUCUGGCACAACAAUCAGAACGAAAACAUUACUGCUCCUUCAACCUUCUCUGUAAGAGUAGGAGUGUAUCUGGACUGGCCGGCCGGCACUCUGUCCUUCUACAGCAUCUCAGAAACACACACACUCACACACUUACACACAUUCAGCACCACAUUCACUGAACCCCUCUAUGCUGGAUUUAAGGUUUUUGAUUCCUCACUCUCACUGUGUAAGAUUACACAACAGACAAACAAAUGAUUUCUACUUAUUUCAUAAUCAUGAUCACAUGUCCAUUAAUGAAAAGAUUUGUUGUAUGAGGUAUAUAAUUUAUUAAUUUAACUGAAAUAGUAAAUGCAUGUUGAAAAAAAAUGUUGUUAAACACAUGUAAAAUUACUAUGUCCUGUAUAUUCAGUCCCACUUUAUAUUAGAUGACUUUAACUACUACAGAUGAAAAAAAACCUUACUGUGUUGAUGUUGUAUUGCAAAACACAGUUUCUGCUAUUGAUGUGGGAUACGGGUGAGGUUAAGGACAGGUUUUGUGGUAUGGUUAAAUUUGAAUUAUAGACAUAACUACAGAAAUAAGAAACAGAAGUAAUAUUUAUGAUUAAUAAGAGAGCAUAUUUAAAAGAGCAAAUACACAUUUGUGUUGUACAUCAUUCAAGUUAUUUCUUUAUCUCUUCCACAUUACUUCCUACACAUAUCAUAUUAUGCACUGCAAUCAUUUCAAUCAUUUUUGUUAUUUUUCUCUCACUGUAAUCCUAACUGUAUGUUGAGUAUGUUGGGUAUAAUAAAGUUUGUUGAAUUUAUUUUAGUCAGACAGUGUCUAACUAAACAUGAAAAGAGAUGCAACUAAGAUGACUCAAUAAAAUAUCAACCAUAUAACUAACUACUAUCACUUCAUCUCCUGAAUUCUGAACGCACCAGCUGCUUCCUGCUUUAGGGCUGACAGAAUUAAAUAAUUCUUUAUUUAUUUCUUUGGCAAAUUGAUAUGUGUGGUAUUUUGAACUGCAGUGUCACUGAGAUCCUCCUGUCUUAGACUCGAAUAUGAGACAAAAGUGAAUGAACCGGUUUCUCCAGAUGAAUGAUCUAUUCCUGAAGUGUGUUCACUGUAAAUCUGCAGUGUCCAGUCUAACACAAUACAGAUCAUGUACCUUCAGUGUCUUCAUUAAUUAAUGAACUUUCAUUUGGGUUUAUUUAAUCUUUGAAAUGGCAAGUCAAAACAGAAUGAAAAGUUAUCACUUCAAAAUUAAGCAAAUUAUUAAUUCAGUAAACUGCAUUAAACUGCACUUAAUUCAGUUAUUAUUCUCAGUACAAUUAAUCUUAGAAUCACACGGGGAGAGAUUGUAAAAGAAAUACAAUGCAAUACUAUCACAUUUUAAUAUUCUGUAUUAGGUCUGGACUAUUUAAGGCUCAGGUGUUGCUGAUCGGGGAUUCUGGUUUACUUAUGGCUGAAAAUCGAUACCAAUGCUAAAACAUAUUAAGGCCCAGUGUAGGGCCACUUAUGGGCUAUUAAUUGGCUGAGACUCAGGCCAGUUAUGGCCCAUGUGUAGCCCUUGUCUUUAAUCAUGAUCUGGGCCACUCCAGGGCCGUCAUUCUUUGCGGUAUGUGGGCCAAGAGAAAUGGUUUGUGUAGACCAGAGCUGGGACAGAAAAAAAAUAUUGCUAUGUGUGCUGCAUCAGACUGGACGUUUUAUGGUGAUUUGGAUUAGAGCCUGAGCACUCUUCUAUCUUUGAUGAACAUGUAGCGCCCCCUUCUGGAAACAGAAAGAACAAUCUCUUUAUUUAUUUAUUUAUUUAUUUAUUUAUUUUAUUAUUAUUAUUAUUUAUUUAUUUUAUUGAAUGUCCACCAUUCAGAAUGAAAUUUAAAUGUUUGAAUUUGAAUUUAAUUUAUGGACAGGGAACCUUUAUAAUCAUAUUAUAUAAUUAUGUAAUUAUAAUAAAAUAAAUGCAGAUAUUGUGCAUGCUAAGCAUAUUUUAAAUAUAAUAUUUAUACAAAGUCUUACAAAACAUUAGCUGUUUACUUUCUACUUUAAAAGAUAAGUGUAAAAAAUCUGUAGAUCUUUCUUUGUGAAUAUUCAUGUAUUCAUGUAGUAUCUCACUUUUCUCAUUGAUUCCCUAUUUAAAGGUCUAUAAGCAUUUAAUUCAAAUUCCUAAUUUAUUUAGGCAUAAAUUACUCCUAAAAAACUCCUAAUUUAUUUCAUGGUUCUGCAAAAAUGUACUAUUAUAUUGAGUCUGAAGGGUAUUGUACUUGUAAUAUCUCAUGACUCAAGUCACUUUUCUUAAUACUCACAUUCUCACUCCAAAGGCGUCAAAAACCGAAGCACGGUCAAGCGCCCCUAGCGUCACUUUUAUGAUGCCAAAUGUGCCUCCCGGCGUCGAAUAGAAUAUCAAAGCACUGCGACCUUCAUUGCUUUCAGUGGGAAACUUUUGGCGUCAGAAUUCGACACGAGGACAUGAGAUGUUUAUCGCUAUGAAAUCACGUUCAAGAAGUCUCAUUCAGCACACAUCGCGA